This is a messenger RNA of Cheilinus undulatus (humphead wrasse), 2365 nucleotides long. RefSeq names its product potassium calcium-activated channel subfamily N member 2 (gene kcnn2). Gene Ontology annotation, cellular component: plasma membrane; neuronal cell body; neuron projection. The transcript is spliced from 9 exons. Bases 1 to 2058 code for a protein of 685 amino acids. Lineage: Eukaryota; Metazoa; Chordata; Actinopteri; Labriformes; Labridae. Gene Ontology annotation, molecular function: calmodulin binding; small conductance calcium-activated potassium channel activity. Gene Ontology annotation, biological process: potassium ion transmembrane transport. The record is from RefSeq and is a predicted model, not a curated record.
AUGGAAACCCCAUUGCAGCUGCAGAACGAUUUCUUCCCACAGCAGCAGCAGCUCCAGCACUGUAAGUACCAGCACUACUGCGGGCGCGAGGAUCGCCUCGGUAAGCAGCACGAGCAGCAGCAGCAGCAGCAGCACGAGCACUGCUGCACCUGCAAUAACUGCACCUGUGAGGCGAGGAAAAGCCUCGUCUUUCGCGGGACGUCGCCGACCACUGUGGGAACUUUAAGGACACCUUCGGAAACGUCUUCGAGGCAAGGUUGCCAGUACAGCGUCUGCGAGUUCACACCCUCUAGUCAUGGUAGUUCAACCAGGAAUCAUCAUCAUCCUCACCAUCAGCAGCAGCAGCAGCAGUGCCGCGGUCGGCAGCGGGGCAGCCUGGGCAGCAGCCACAAAGACAGUAACUCCUACAAUGAAAUAGCCAUGAGCAGCUGCAGAUACAACGGCGGCGUAAUGCGGCCGCUGAGCAACUUGAGCUCGUCCCGCAGAAACAUACACGAGUUUGAUUCCGAGUCCCAGCCUUUGCAGCCCAUCUCCGCCGCAGAUGCGUCGGACACUUUAGUAUCCAAGCCGGAGAAUAAUUCCACCACCCUGAUGCCUUACGCAUCGGGGGACGGAGGGGGAGGCUGCGGCCACAGCGGCGGCAAAUCGGGGAAAAAGAAAAACCAGAACAUUGGGGAAAAGCUCGGGCACAGGAGGGCCUUGUUUGAGAAGAGGAAACGGCUCAGCGACUAUGCUUUAAUCUUUGGGAUGUUUGGGAUCGUUGUUAUGGUUAUAGAGACUGAACUCUCAUGGGGAGCCUAUGGAAAGGAGUCCCUGUAUUCAUUAGCUCUAAAAUGCCUGAUAAGCCUUUCUACAAUCAUUCUCCUGGGGCUGAUUAUCAUAUACCAUGCGAGAGAGAUACAGUUAUUUAUGGUGGACAACGCAGCCGAUGACUGGAGGAUAGCCAUGACAUAUGAGCGCAUCUUCUUCAUCUGCCUGGAGAUCCUGGUGUGUGCGAUCCACCCCAUCCCAGGGAACUACACCUUUACCUGGACGGCGCGCCUGGCCUACUCCUAUGUGCCAUCCAAAACAGAUGCAGACGUGGACAUCAUCCUGUCCAUUCCCAUGUUCCUGCGGCUGUACCUCAUCGCUCGUGUCAUGCUGCUACACAGCAAGCUCUUCACGGACGCCUCGUCCCGUAGCAUUGGGGCUCUCAACAAGAUUAACUUCAACACACGCUUUGUGAUGAAGACCCUCAUGACCAUCUGUCCCGGCACCGUGCUGCUAGUGUUCACCAUCUCGCUGUGGAUCAUCGCUGCAUGGACUGUCAGAGCCUGCGAGAGGUACCAUGACAACCAGGACAUAACCAGCAACUUUCUAGGAGCCAUGUGGUUGAUCUCAAUCACGUUUCUUACCAUUGGAUAUGGGGAUAUGGUCCCAAACACAUACUGUGGGAAAGGUGUCUGCCUCCUGACUGGCAUCAUGGGUGCUGGCUGCACUGCCUUGGUGGUGGCUGUGGUGGCAAAGAAACUGGAAUUAACCAAAGCUGAAAAACAUGUCCACAAUUUUAUGAUGGACACCCAGCUAACAAAAAGAGUGAAAAACACAGCUGCGAAUGUUCUCAGGGAGACGUGGCUCAUCUAUAAAAACACCAAACUGGUGAGGAAGAUGGACCACGCCAAAGUCAGGAAGCACCAGAGGAAAUUUCUCCAAGCCAUUCACCAAGCUCGAAAAUUGAGAAGUGUUAAAAUGGAGCAACGCAAGCUGAAUGACCAAGCAAACUCACUAGUGGACCUUGCAAAGACUCAGAACAUCAUGUAUGACAUGAUAUCAGACUUGAACGAGCGAGGCGAGGACAUGGAAAAGAGGAUCGCCCUCCUCGAGACAAAGCUGGAGACUCUUCUGAGUAACUUGCAGGCUCUGCCGGGACUCAUCAGUCAGGUGAUCAGCCAGCAGCACAGGGACUUCCUGGAGGUGCAGCUCCAGCCUUAUGACAAACACAGCCCUGAGCGCUCACAGUCAGUGUCCCGGCGGAGGUCGUCCUCCACGGCACCGCCUACAUCCUCCGAGAGCAGCUAGAGCCCACGGGGAACGCCUCCACUGAAGACUUUUGCCAUCAUAUGGCCAAGUUGCAUUUAUUGUAAAGCCUUAUGGUUUCAAUAAGUAUUAUCCAAAAUUCUGAUGACAGAAUCCUAGAUACUGGGGACAAUGCAUUUUAAAGGAUAACUUCAUGCUGUUAUUUGUUUUUUAUUACCUCAAAAGGUGGUGUUAUCCUUGCUCUGGUGACAUGACCACAAAUAAUGGCGCUUCCCUCAGUACAAACUAAAAGGCCUAUCGAUGGGGGUACGACCUGAGCUCUACUCCAUCUCUAUGCAGAGAUAGCCAG